GUUCGGUGCAUUGUGAAAAGGACUUCAGCGGGCGAGCCCAGAUGGCUACGAGGAUUCUUGUCUUGCCUUCCCCCAGAUGCCUGCAUGACGAUCCCGUCCAGAUUAAAAUAGAGGGUCUCUUGCCGCUGCAAGAGGUCACGAUCCGAGCAUCCCUGGAAGAUGAAAGCGGGGAGCUCUUCCAGUCGUUUGCUUUCUACAGGGCAGAUAACAGUGGAACAGUUGACCUCAGCUGUUCUGCUUCGCUGGGAGGCAGCUACUUGGGGGUAGAGCCCAUGGGCUUGUUGUGGUCACUGGCAUCCAAGACCCCGUUCAAGCGGCUGGCUAAGAAGAACGUCCUCACCCCUUUCUGUGUCAUCUACGAGGUGUAUCAGGGGCGCGGAGUCACCAGUGCGCUCCUGAGCCAAUGUCGCAGCGAGAGGUGGUUUCUGGCCGAAGGUGUGCAAAGGUUUGAAGUGCGAGAAGGCAGGCUCAAAGCCACGCUCUUUCUGCCUCCUGGACCUGGACCAUUUCCAGGACUCAUUGACUUGUAUGGAUCUGGAGGUGGUCUUGUGGAAUACAGAGCUAGCCUUUUGGCAAGCAGAGGCUUUGUUACCCUGGCUCUCGCUUACCUGGCCUUUGAGGAUAUCCCAGCUUUCCCAGAGUACCUUGAGCUGGACUAUUUUGGUGAAGCAGUAGAGUUCUUGAAGAAACAACCACAGGUGAAAUCUACGGGGAUUGGCGUCCUGGGACUCUCUAAAGGAUCAGAUCUCGCCCUUGCUUUGGCUACAUUUUGGCCAGGCAUCAGAGCAGCCGUCAGCAUUUCCGGCUUGGGUGUUAAUUCUUUUACCGCUUUGCGUGUGGGGGAGCUCACUAUUCCUGCUCAUCCCUAUAACCUGGAAAAGUUGAAGGCCAUUGGUGAUUCUGGAACUGUGGACUUCUCCGAAAUAAUGGAAGAUCCUAGGGACCCAUCAACCUGGCAAUGCCGCAUCCCUGUAGAGCAGUCCUUAAGCAAGUUCCUCUUCCUGUCAGGGCAGGAUGACAGAAACUGGCAAAGUGAGCUGUACUGCCAGGAAGCGGUUCGAUGCCUUCAACAGAACAGACGUCAUGUGGAGUUCUACUGCUACCCAGGUGCAGGACAUCUCUUGGAGCCCCCCUAUCUGCCCUUAUGCCAUUCCUCCUUCCACAAGCUAUUUCAGUUUGUUAUGCUGUGGGGAGGAAAACCGAGAGAGCAUGCAAAGGCACAGGAGGACGCCUGGCAAAGGAUACUGGCCUUUUUCAGACAACAUUUGCUGGAUUCUACUAUAAAAAGUUGUUUGUAGUCAGUUUUGUGUCUGUAAAGGAGCUGGUUAUUAAUUGAAUAAGGGUGUAUGCCAAGAGCAGGUGACAGAGUAAAACCUAGAAUGACAACUUCUGUAAAUGUAUGCAACUGCUUUGAGGUACACAAUAGAUCUCAGCUGUGGGAUUAGUCAGUGGAGGCUGGUGGUUCCAAUAACCACUCCGGCUUCAGUCAGAACCAGUCUAAAGGAGCUACCCAGAGUCCACACCUUGGAUAGCUCCUUUAGAGUUCUGAGUGCUUCUAUCUGAAACCUGGGUUGGAUUCACUUAGGGUGACCAUAUGACCUGAUUUGCCCGGAUUUGCCCGGGUUUUCGAUGGCAAAUCCGGGUGUGUGUGGGGGAAAUCCGGAUUUUUUUCAAAGAGCAGCUCUAAUGGGAAUUAACAAAAAUGCUUAUAACUCUGUCAUUUUUUAAGAUAAAGACAUGAAACUUGGCACAAUGGUAGCUCUUAGGAAGGGCUUUAGUUAUUCCAAAUUUGAAACAGAUCUGUUCAUCUAUUGAUUUUUUAGGAAUUUUUUAAAAAUUGAGGUUUUAAAAUUAUUAUUUUUUAAAUCGUCAUUUUUAAAGAUAAAGAGAUGAAACUUUGCACCAUGAAAGGAUUUAGGUAGAGCUUUAGCCACACCAAAUAUGAAACAGAUCCGUUCAUCCAUUGAUUUUUUUAGGAAUUUUUUAAAAAUUGAGGUUUUAAAAUUAUUAUUAUUAAAACCAUCAUUUUUAAAGUUAAAGAGAUUAAACUUUGUACCAUGAUAGGAUUUAGGUAGAGCUUUAGCCACACCAAAUUUGAAACAGAUCCGUUCAUCCAUUGAUUUUUUAGGAUUUUUUUAAAAAUUGAGGUUUUAAAAUUAUUAUUGUUUAAGCUGUCAUUUUUAAAGAUAAAGAGCUGAAAGUUGGCACCAUGAUAGCUUUAGGUAGAGCUUUAGCCAUACCAAAUUUGAAACAGAUCUGGGGCCAGUAGAAAAGCCUGUUAACAACAACAGCAGCUUGCAAUGAGUGAAGAUACAUACAGAAAAGAUAUUUGAGGGAAGGGGAGAAUGUAACACACAGAGUAUAACAAAAGCUUCAAAGUACAGCAAAACCUACAAAAGUAGGAGUGAGUGAAGUUAAUUUCAGAUACAUUGACUCUCUCACUUGUUCUUUAUUUCAGUGAUUUCAACAUUAAGAUGUUAUGUAGAACAGAUUUGUCGUAAAUGUGUGCUGUAAAACAUGUGACGAAGGCUAUGUUCGGGUGGGCACGCCCCCUUGGUACUGGACAAGCCCCCUUGGUACUGGACAAGCCCCCUUGGGGGCAACCAUGUUGUCCUCCUUUUUGGUUUCCAAAAUAUGGUCACCCUAAUUCACUGCCCCACUGACAUUGGAUCCAGCAGCUUCCACUGGGAUUUGUCAAUUUAUUUAAUGGUGCUUCUAGAUGGAGGGCCUUAGCACUUUGUUGGGAUAUAAGUAUAAUCAAAAUAUCUACCUCUCUGAAGUCAGCAGUAGAUUAAUGUAAAUGUUCAUAUCAAUGUACUAAUGAUGAAUGUAGAUUAAUGUAUUCGCUCAUAUUUGGAUUUAAAUCUCCAUUCCGUAGUAAGCAGAUGAGAUAUCUGACAUUAAUUGAAAGCAUUCUCUUGAUCUUUUUUACCUCACUAAAUUAGGAAUAAGACUGUCAUACGUUACUUUGACUUGAUAAUUUAGGAACGGAUAAUUCUGAGAAUUCUGGGUGGAUGUUUUAUUCACAUUUGCUUCUUUUUGUUCCAGAUAAUUCAAGUUGCCAAACCACAUGACAUUGUUCAUGUAGGGUUUUGCUAAUAAUACAAAGAUUCAAAAGAAUCCUGGGGAUGUGGACCCUUUGGCUAACCAUAUGAUUCAUAAUGAUUUAUAAUUAUUAUUACAUGUAUAUCUUGCCUUUUAUUCCUUUGCAAGGAACCCAAGUCAGCUUACAAGAUCUUCCUCCUCUCCAGUUUAUCCUCAGAACAACCCUGUGAGGUAGGUUAGGCUGAAAGUCAGUGAUGAGCCAAAGUCACCCAAGUGAGCUUCAUGACCAAUUGGGAACUAGAACCCAUAUCUCCCAAGUCCGAGUCUGACAUUCUAACCACUACACCACACUGGCUCACUAUAUCCUGCAACUAAUUUUCUGACAGGUUCACCAAGAUAGAUAGAUAGAGAUAGAUAGAUAGAGAGAAUCCUAAAUUUUCUUCAGUCUUCUAAAAAAGGCACCUGCUAAGGUUUUGGUGAUGUAUACAUUUAUUUUAUCUUUUUAUUAGUAGAUUAAAACCAGGUGAGUAAUCAAAAACUUUAUAGGUAUGACCUACUGAAAUCAAUGUGGCUUCAAUUGGCAUGACUAACUUACCUGCUAUGCAGCCAUGUGA
Messenger RNA from Elgaria multicarinata webbii, 3659 nucleotides. Its product is annotated as acyl-coenzyme A thioesterase 1-like. Gene Ontology annotation, molecular function: fatty acyl-CoA hydrolase activity. The record is from RefSeq and is a predicted model, not a curated record. The coding region runs from base 42 to 1298 and encodes 418 amino acids. The transcript is spliced from 3 exons. Lineage: Eukaryota; Metazoa; Chordata; Lepidosauria; Squamata; Anguidae. Gene Ontology annotation, biological process: acyl-CoA metabolic process; fatty acid metabolic process.